Messenger RNA from Aspergillus saccharolyticus JOP 1030-1, 177 nucleotides. RefSeq lists its product as uncharacterized. The transcript has 2 exons. The record is from RefSeq and is a predicted model, not a curated record. NCBI's taxonomy places the organism in Eukaryota, Fungi, Ascomycota, Eurotiomycetes, Eurotiales, Aspergillaceae. Bases 1 to 177 code for a protein of 58 amino acids.
AUGCAGGACCUCUACUGUCUUGCGUUCUACGCAAGCCGGAAGGUAUUGCCCGUCGCCUCUAUGAUCGGUAUUGGUGCUCUGCAGGUUCUGUUCACCUACACCAAGACAAAUAACCGCCAGCGCAUCUACGCGGUGUGUGAGGAGCAAAUAGCGGCGCUCAACACGACUCGACUGUGA